AUGAGUGGAAGCAGCUCACCGGACUACAAAGCGCUUUUUCACAAGGAGGCCUCGCUGAGACGGCAAGCAGAGGAACGAGAGAGGCAGGAAGCCGAGCUGAGACGGCAAGCAGAGGAACGCAACCGACCGACAACAUUUCCAGAGUUCAUCCGACAUUGCCAUGAUCUCCUUUGGACGCCGCUCCGAGCCCAAACACCGUCUCGCUCCACGACUGGCAAAAUCCCUGCCCCCAUCGGAAAAUACUGUCCUGUACGACUGCUUCCGUGGACUGGUUGUGAAGCUAGGCAGCAGGAAAUUUACAGAUCUGUCUGCCGUUACCUACAACCGGCCGGAGAAGAUGCACCGCAAUUAUUCACAUCCCUAGUUGCGUUGGAAGACCAUGGUCGACGAUUUGCACGCCGACCGAUUAGCAGCGAACAAGACCUCGAAACCUACGAGCGACUCGCCGUCGAAGACCAUGUGCACGACAUAAUUGCUGAGUUGUGCAAGAUACCCGAAGCCCGCGAAGAGUUUCGGUUAGGCAACGGAGUGCGGUUCGAUAAUCACGCCAAUGCUUUGGAUAAAGAUGAUGAAGCCGAUGCUAGCCUGCCCUCAACCUCUAGACCUUCGAAGCCAGAUCAAUUUUGCAUUCAUCGAAUGGACGGCAAUAGGAUUGUCCAACCUGAUCGUGUGCCGACGGAAGAGCCAGAAAAAUCAAGAUAUCACGCCGAGCGGCUGGUUGGGUCAGCCAUCGUACAAGAAUUUCACGUGAUGAUUCAAGAGGGUCUGGAGUAUUCAUAUUUGACGAAUGGCCUGUUGGACGUGCAACUCUGGGUGCCCUACGACGACCCAACCACCCUUUAUUACCACCUGGGCGAUCCCGGUAUAUACGAGAUGGCGGGUGUUGCAGGGCCUGAAAUCCCGAGGACUCGAAUCGAGAGGGCCCUGUGUCUCUGUCUGAUGAGUUUUCGUGCUCCUCUUCGUGACCAGGCGUGGCGGAAUGUCGCCAAAGACGGUCUACCAAAAUGGCAUUCGAUCCUUGAUAGCGAUCGCGCUCAGAUCGUAGUAGUGGAAUUACCACGGGGCCUGGACGUGGAAGAUGCUAAUUCCGAAUCCACGAGUCCUGAGCAGUCAACCUCUGAGUACCUCACAUCCUCGUCUCCCAUGACCAGCGGCCCUCGAGUGACCACCCGAGCGGCCGCUAGCUGCGCGCCACUAUCCAGUCCCCGUCACCGCGAGAGUUCUUCGGAUUCCGAGGCCGACCCUACCGCAUCCGCGGGACGGAAGCGGGGUUACAGUCAAGUUAAAUCGUCCCCUCCAACCCAACGGUCCGCCCCGCGAGCAGAUCGCCCAGGGAACCAAAGCGGGCAAUCUCGCUCCCACGAUGCGCCGUAUUGCACACAAAAGUGUCUUCUCGGGCUACAGCAAGGCGGCACGGUUGACCCUGGGUGCCCCAACACGGAGCUGCAUAUCCUCGGUGGAAAGGCGGACUGCCACCCGAUCAGUGCAGCUGACUUGGUGAAAAAGCUGAAGGUGCAGCUUGAUCUGGAUCUGGAUCAUAACUGCACUCCCAUCGGUCCUUGUGGGUCCUCCGGCGCACCAUUCAAGAUUACAUGUGCCACCUUCGGAUAUACGGUUGUCGGGAAGGGGACGACUUCAAAACUCUGGGGGGAGGUCUCGCCUGAAGCCGACAUCUACCGGGUCCUCCAGCGUGCCCAAGGAUCGGCCGUUCCCGUCUUUCUCGGCGCCAUCAAUCUGGCCCAGACUUACUUCCUCCACGGCGCUGGAAGGAUCCGUCAUAUGCUUCUGAUGGGCUGGGGUGGUGAGAGCGUGGGCCAUACUACUUUAGAAAAGACCAUUCGGGAUGCGAUUUCCCGGUCGGUGAAGGAGAUCCGUCGUUGCGGCGUUGUUCAUCAGGAUCUUCGUCCGGACAACAUCCUCUGGAACGCUGAGCUCGACCGAGCUCUGAUCAUUGACUUCCAUCUAUGCACUUUAGACCGUCGACCGCAGCACAGACGGUCGCAGGCUCUCAAACGAUUACGACGUGACUCUAAGGAACAUCACUCAAAGCGGGUGCGGGUAGUAUGA
This is a messenger RNA of Penicillium brevicompactum, 2067 nucleotides long. RefSeq lists its product as uncharacterized. NCBI's taxonomy places the organism in Eukaryota, Fungi, Ascomycota, Eurotiomycetes, Eurotiales, Aspergillaceae. Bases 1 to 2067 code for a protein of 688 amino acids. The record is from RefSeq and is a predicted model, not a curated record. The transcript has 2 exons.